AUGCCGCAAGUUGUCUACUAUCACCGCGGAGUUGGCACAGAAGAGUCUCUUGCGGCUAGGACCAUUGGCGGAGCUUUUGGCACUGGCGUCCUGACGGACAUCAAGGAUUGCUAUCGUUUCAUUUGCGAGAACUACAGCCCGGGCGACGAAAUUGUGAUCGUGGGAUUCUCUCGUGGGGCCUUUACUGCUCGAUCCGUUUCUGGAAUGGUGUGUUCCAUUGGGCUUCUCAACAGCUUUGGCCUGAGCAACUUCGGAGUCAUCUUCGACGAUUACCAAGACUUCCCCAACUGGACCAAGUUCGCUGCUUACGACGAGAAGAAGCAUCUGAAGGCCUUCAAUCUGACCAAUGACUUGCAUCGGCAGAUGGCGGCCAAGGAUGAGGCUGACCAUGAGAAAGAAGAGUGGGUUGACAGGUUUGGGUACUUCGAUGGAAAGGACAUCAAGGACGUCGAGAAGUCCAAUUACGAGAAGAAUAAGAAUCGAUUCGACCGCCUUAAGAUGAUAGGGUACGAACACAAUAGGCAGACAGAGAGGUCAGUGGAAGGCAAGGUGCGCAAGAUGGUGAACAAGUAUCGUGAUUACCUCAAAGGCUUCAGAAUGAUUCACUGUGUGCAAGGGGAGGACGGCAAGUGGGUCCCCGAAGUCGUAAGAGUCAAGGCCGUGGGCGUCUGGGACACGGUUGGUAGCCUCGGUUAUCCCAAGAUGCCGUGGCGUCUUGAUAUCGUCCGGCCUGGACGUGACCCCAGAGAGUUGCGCUUUGCUAGCCGCAACAUCUCCGACAGGGUCGACUAUGCAUUCCAUGCACUUGCAUUGGAUGAGUGGCGAACCACUUUCAAGCCCACCUUAUGGGGCAAGGCCGAGGGAAACAAGACAACCCAUCUUCGCCAGGUGUGGUUUCCAGGAACUCAUAGCGAUGUCGGUGGAGGCACUGAGGAUAACCGUAACCCUCUGGUCUCGCUUGCAUGGAUGGCGGAUCAGCUCUCAUCUAUCGGCGUGGAGUUUGUUCCCGAGGAGAUGGUUCGCGUCUUCCGAUCGGUGGGCUUCAAGAACGAGCCUCGGCAAUGGGGCAUGGCUAUCAUCACCAGUCCCGGGGGAUUCACGAGUGUGCCUGAUAAGGUGUAUGAUGCAGUGAAGUCCCCCCUGAACUCCUUCAUGGGAUAUAACACCCAAAAGGGAAGCCGUACGCCAGGCCUCUACACUUCCCAGAAAGGUGAUGCGCUCGGGGAAACUCAUGAACUCAUCCAUCCAUCGGUUCGCAUUCGCUACGUAUAUAAGGGCAACGACCUGACCGACAAGAGUGAAUGGACGUGUCCUGCACUGACCUCGAUCGAGAAUGGGUUUGAAAUCCGUCGGGCGGCAACAGACCGACCAGAGUGGGCCAAACGACCUGGACCGACUUACGGAUUCACCUACAAGACACUAACUGGCGAUGUGUCCUCUAUUCACGGAGGUAUGCCUAUCGAAGACUCCAUGGUGGUGCCGAAGCAGAUGCCAUUUGAGGAGGACCUCUACCAGCCCGAGCGCACUGAAGGCUGGAUCUGGGAAACCCUGCGCCAGCCUAACCAUGAGCAUGGAAAGUGGGUUUGGCAGAAACUUCCUGCGGGAGGAGAAUUGAGCAAAGACGAGCAUGGGGAGAGAUGGGUCUGGAAAGAAAUGGACCCGAUGGUUAAUGGAGGUGAGGUCAGAAAGGUUGACGAUGGAGAGAGGUGGGUUUGGGUCAACACAAAGCGUAACAUGACCCUCCACGAGGAGCAGAUCGGCAUGUGGGAGCGUCUCUACAUAAGGACGACGAAGGAUGAAGUUGAGAUGGAGCAAAGAAGACGUGCUAAGAGCGCGAACUCGAAGUCUGAGAAGGACGCCAACAAGCCCCAGCCUGGCUUUUUCGGACGCGCCUUUGCGGGCAUCGGACGCGUCACUAAGGCCGUUGGCACCGCAGUCACUGCCCCCGUCAGAGGUGCGGCGUAUGCCACGAAGCAAGUCACCAACUUCGUCGGCGACAUGUUAUCCACAAGGGUGGCAUCCAAGAGACAAGUCUUGGGACUCACGAAGAAGAGAAACCAGGGUUCCUACGGUUAUUAUGAUUUCAUCUCUUGGCAACAUGGAGAUUUGAGAGAGCGCCGGAAUCUCUCCAACGGGAGAGCAUGA
Colletotrichum chrysophilum is the source of this 2145-nucleotide messenger RNA. RefSeq lists its product as uncharacterized. The transcript is spliced from 6 exons. The record is from RefSeq and is a predicted model, not a curated record. Bases 1 to 2145 code for a protein of 714 amino acids. NCBI's taxonomy places the organism in Eukaryota, Fungi, Ascomycota, Sordariomycetes, Glomerellales, Glomerellaceae.